Pseudomassariella vexata is the source of this 2781-nucleotide messenger RNA. RefSeq names its product RING-12 protein. The transcript has 2 exons. Gene Ontology annotation, molecular function: ubiquitin protein ligase activity. Gene Ontology annotation, cellular component: HULC complex; nucleus. Bases 301 to 2361 code for a protein of 686 amino acids. The record is from RefSeq and is a predicted model, not a curated record. Lineage: Eukaryota; Fungi; Ascomycota; Sordariomycetes; Amphisphaeriales; Pseudomassariaceae.
ACCGGUAUCCCCGCCUUCCCCCCCUCCCCCCCGAAUAUUCACAGCCACGUACACAUAUCUAUCGUCUAUGGCGCCGCGAUGGAGGGGUAUUGCUACUGUUGUUGCUUUACAUCGUUGUCCUCGGACGAAUCCAUACUCACCGUUCCAGUACUAAUGCCCAGCGACGCUGCCAUUAACAUUGCCUCAUAUGACAACCCAUCCUCCCACGAUUGAUUCUCCCCACCUUGAUCCGACUUGCCUCGCUGUCAAGUACAUGCACACCAUCCAUGAAGCUGUGAGGGAGUGGAGACGCUGACAGAUAUGGAAUGGCUAGGAUUACCAGAAAGAUGCCAUCUACCGCCAGAUGCUAGAAUACAAGCGAUCUUGCAGCACACUGGAGGCACAAAUAGAGGACCUAAAGCGAAGGUCAGCCCAUCACGAGGAUCAUAUGAGAGUAGUCGAUGCUUGGUGGGUUCAGGUAAGCAGCCAAGUAGCCAUGAAGCCGCUCAUCAUGAUGUUGCUGACACCUCUCAGUUACUGCAAGAGAUACAAAUUCUGGCCGACGGUACCAUUCCUCUUGAACCAGGCUCCACCCCGCAGGCAUUUCCUACGCACACGUCGUUCAAGGACGUCGAAGACCUCGAGGCACAUCUGGCCGACAGCUCAUCCUGUAUCAAGAAGAUGGCCGAAUCUAUUAUCAACAACCUAGCUUCUGCUCGCGGUCAGGUGCCUCCUAAUAUCAGCAAUUUGGAAUCGCAGGUCAAUAGGUUGCUAGCCAACCAAAAAGAUUUCCUAGUGAAGCUUGACCGACUCACCUCGGAGAGAGAUGGAUUCUCAGAGCAGCUGAACACCGCCACUUUGAGAUAUAUGAAGGCCGAAAGAAAACUCGAUCGACUCAAGAGUAACCAAGUCCAGAAGCUCGAACAAGCAGCCUUCGCAAGAGCGACUGCGCCCCCUACCGGCAGCGAGCUCGAGAAUGGUACCGGCGCCAACGAAUCCAACGGCAACUACGAAGCUCUUCAGGUGUCGCUACAAGAAGCCACAGUUGUGAGCCAGAAACGUCAGGAACAGCUAGAGAUAGCAUUGGCUCAGGCCAAGACCUUACAGGAAGAGCUGACUGCUGCACAAGUCAAGCUUACCAGCUUGACGGAUGAAGACUACUCGCGAACCGAAGUAUUCAAGCUAUCCAAGACUCAGCAUGAGGAGUUGAUCAAGAAGAUCAACCAUCUAGAGGUGGCCAACAAGAAAGCUCUAGCGGAGAAAAUCGCUCUUGCGGACGAGCGUAAUCAAUAUCGGAAGAAGCUGGAGGACGAGGCGCAAACAUUGACACUCCAGCUUGAGGACGAACUUCAGCAGUCAGAUACAAACCUCGCGCGGGUCAGAUCUGCACGGGACGAGCUCCACGCUGAAGUAACGCAACUCAGGGCAAGCAAAGAACAAGAACGAGCAUCCAUAGCUCAUUUCAAAGAACUCACCAGUGCGCAGGAGGCUCGGAUCAAUGCGCUCGAGGUGGAAUUGCAACGCCUGCAACCAAGCGAGGAUGUCGACAUGACUGCGCGACCGGACAUCGACAGCCUGGAGCUGGACGAGUUGCGAGAGAAAUACAAGAGGCUGCAGAAAGACUUUGACUCCAUCAAUCACGAGCUGCCUCCGUUAACAGCAGCCGUGAAGAAGUACCAAGCUCUUGCCAACAAGAAACUCGGGGAUUAUGCCGAAUUGGAGGAGAAACUGGCAACAGCAAUUGCUGAGAGGAGCAAGGCUAACCAGAAGUACUACGAUGCGUGCAAGGACACGGGCCCAAAAAAGGAAGAGAUCACCCGCCUACGAUCGCAGAACAAUCGCAGUUCCGAGAUCAUCUCUCAGCUCAAGGAGAACGAAGCACAGAGCCGCACUCUCCUGGGUAAUUUGGAGAAGCAGAUGAUGGAUCUGAAACAGACCAAUACUGCGGCCAUGACGGAGAACAAGAGAUUGGAGAGCUCCAGCAACGAAGUACUCCGUCGCUAUGAUGUACUCAAGUCCCAGGUUACCGAGUUAAACAGCUUGGCCAAGUCGAAGGAUAGUGCGACCACCUUGGCGAGAGAACGUACUGUGGCAUUGGAGGCGGACAAUGAGAGGCUAAAAGUACGCCUCGACAAUACGUCGAAAGACCGUGACAAGUGGAAAGUCAAGAGCCUGAAUAAUUCCUCCGAAGAGGAGGAUAUGUUACGUAGACUUGCGACGUGCUCGGUUUGCCACAAAGAGUUCAAGGACACAGUCAUCAAGACUUGCGGUCACACCUUCUGCCGAGGGUGCGUUGAGGACAGAAUAGCCAAUCGCAUGCGAAAAUGUCCCAAUUGCAACAAGGCGUUCGAUAGGGUCGAUUUAAUGGGUGUACACUUGUAGAACCUCUUCGAGGUUCGAGACUUCUUGACUCGUGGAUCACGGCCCGAUGAUUGUGUGUAAAACUAGAGCGGACGAAAUGGGGAGCAGAACUUCAGGAGCUUGAGGGCUGUGUACGAUGGUGUACAUAUAAGGAUGGCACGCGCAUGGUGAAAGUCAUCUGCUAGACGCUACAGACGCGCGCAGAUUUGAGUUGAGAUGGCGAUAUUUCGCUAGGCGUUUACACCGACAUACCCCGAUUUGAGAGGAUAUUGAGUUGCGGCUGGAUCACUCAGAUAUACCGCUGUGGAAGAGGGGGGCCGAUUCCCCUUGUCUUGGCAUGAGCUGUAACUCGCAUUUCACACAUGGGCGAAUUCACAUCUUGAGGGGCAGUCGCACAGGAUAGAGGGUGAACCACACCAACCGGAAUGUAGGAAUAAUAAA